Cladocopium goreaui is the source of this 1470-nucleotide messenger RNA. The record is from the annotation of a GenBank genome assembly. NCBI's taxonomy places the organism in Eukaryota, Dinophyceae, Suessiales, Symbiodiniaceae.
AUGGCGCAGCUGCCCAAUUUGCCCAUUCCUGGGGUACAGGCCCGACCGGCCAAGCUUUGGGCACCGCACACUGAAGGACCCAUCCCGUCGCAGCCUUCGCCCGUCUCUUCCGCAAGGACAGAGAGAGGACACCAGAGCUCUGGUCAAGGCCCAGUUGCACGUGCUUUUAUCACUUCCAAAGCUUUGCCUUGUGAACAUGACGCUAGCACUUACCAAGGUGAAGCGACAAAAAGCACAAGGGUCGUCUUAUCGUGUGGGCUCCACUUGGAGCCUUCCUCCUCUCUCGGAGAGGCCGACAUGCCGCAAGAAGGCACUCGAAGCGGUUUGCGCUGGUGCGUGCUGCGGGACUCUCGGAAACAAUCCCCUGGGGAGAGGUCACUCUUUGACUAUGUCUGGAAGCCAAAGACUGUGGAAGACAGCAUUGAUGCUGGGGUCCACCCCGCAGUGGCGGAACUUCGAAGAAAGGAAGCUGACAAGCAGAGAACUGUCACGGAUGCGAUUGUGGGAAAGAGGUGGCACGGACAGUCCCGAGCUGCUCCAGAGGUGAACGUCAACAAGCUGAGCACCAUGGAUCCAGCCUUCGAUCCCUCGCAGUUCUUCAAACAGGCAAAGAAGAUGGGAGUGCACCCCUUGGACUUCAUGGAAAAGAAAGUCAUGAACCCAUCAAUUCCUGGUGCCGGCAGUAGCAAGGACAAGAAAAAAGACAAGAAGAAGGACAAGAAAAAGGACAAGAAGAAAAAGGACAAAAAGAAAAAGAAAAAGAAGAAGAAGAAGAGCUCCUCCUCCUCUUCCUCAUCCAGCUCUGCCUCGGGCUCCUCUGCCAAGAAGAGGAAAGCCGAAGAGGAGCUGCAGCAAUAUCAGAUGAGAAUAGCAGAGGCCCGACAGAAGCAGGCGGCCAUCGCCGAGCUUGAGGAGAUGAAAGCGCAGCGGCGGGCAGCGCAAGAAGCGGCGGAGAGGGCCUCGCGGCAGAGGAUGGUGCCCAUGAGGCCGGAGGAAGGUCAUGCCAUGGCCAGGCAAAUUGAGCAGCAGUACUUCUCUCAAUUCAAGGAGUUCCUCAGCAUGGCAUGCAUGGCGCCAUGGCUGCAGGUGGUUAGUGAGGACAUCACCUUUUGGCAUGCUCCUGGCUUCAAAGGGAAGCCUUACAACCCUCAAGGGUUGGAAGGAGAGGUGAUGUCGGUGAUCGAAGACAUUCACCUGACGCCAAACCGACCCGUCCUCGUUAAGCUGACAAAGGCCCCUGCACAGACAGAGAAGUUCAAGGCCUUUAACGCACACUUUGCGCGCGAUGAAAUUGAGAUCGUGAAUGCGGAGGCUUCUGCGGAGGAAUCUGAAGCAGCCUCCCUACCAUCGGCAGACAGUGACGUUGACGCGUCGCUGAUGCAUCUCCAGGCGAUGGGGGUUUGGAUCUCCAGAAGCGAUAGCUCCAAAGUUAGGUUUGGAGCAGAGCUACUGGGCGCCAAACUGGGUUGA